Molecule: messenger RNA, 470 nt
Organism: Paramuricea clavata
Lineage: Eukaryota; Metazoa; Cnidaria; Anthozoa; Malacalcyonacea; Plexauridae
Source: the annotation of a GenBank genome assembly
AUGAAUGUGACUGAACCGCAAAAAGCUUAUCAUUUGAGUAAAAUGCGGACUCGCGUAUAUAGAAGGGAUAAGGACAACGAUGGCUUCAUUUCAUGCGAAGAUUUUCAGUCCAUUGCCACAAAUUUGGUCGAAACUGGUAAGGGAAUCACCAAGGAGAAAACUGAAGAAAUAUUUUCAGCGUGCUCGGAGAUGGCUGAUCUGCAUGGUCUUAAACCUGGCGUAAAACUAACGCUAGAAGAAGCAGCCGUGACUUUGAGUGAUCGCUUCUUGUCCCCAGCAAUUGGCGAAAAAUUGUCGGGACACCCUGGCAAGGUGUUUGACUGUUUCGACACGAACGGCAAUGGACGCAUCUCGAUCGAGGAGUUCAGAGUCGACUUCAAAGUUUUGGGGCUCAAUGCUACUGAUGAAGAAAUUAAGCAUUCUUUUGACACCAUUGAUUCAGAUAGCAAAGAUGAAAUAAGUCGUGAAGA